Molecule: messenger RNA, 736 nt
Organism: Penaeus chinensis
Lineage: Eukaryota; Metazoa; Arthropoda; Malacostraca; Decapoda; Penaeidae
Gene: mRpS18A
Product: 28S ribosomal protein S18a, mitochondrial-like
Exons: 4
Coding region: 96-629 (177 amino acids)
Biological process (GO): mitochondrial translation
Cellular component (GO): mitochondrial small ribosomal subunit; ribosome
Molecular function (GO): small ribosomal subunit rRNA binding; structural constituent of ribosome
Source: RefSeq, a predicted model, not a curated record
CACUGCUCGAGGUAAACACGGCGAAGAGGACGAAACAAAACAAAUCAUUUCCUCGAGGGAGAAUAUUCCUCUGAAAUUACUUUGCGAAGAGGAAAAUGGCCUGGCGAGGAGCAUUAGGACUGAGGUUACUGGGAAAUGCUUCGAGAUGUGUGUCGAGGGGACCAAGAAAUCCCGAAUUAGUGAGUGUUGCCGGGUCUGCUCCUCCGGCUCGUCACAUUGCGGUUUCGUCUUCGUUGUUCGUGAAGGAGAUUAUUAUUGAUGCAGCAGAUAAACAGACAACAGUUGAGGGCGUCUACAAACAGUCAAAUCGAACUGAUCUGCUGGUCAAGACUGAGCAUACUGAGUGUGGUUCUUGUCCUCUCUGUGCCCUUCAACUGAACCUAAAACAUACUGAUGUUUUGGUUUUGUCCCAGUUCUUGCGCUCAGAUGGAUGCAUGUUGCCAAAACGAAUCACAGGCUUAUGCAAUCCUCAGCAGCAGAAAGUGACCUUUUUAGUUGCCAUGGCACAAAAAGCAGGAUUGAUGCCCAACCUGGCCCCCCAUGGGAGUAAGAGGGAUCCCAAGAAACGGUUUGGAUCUAAGAAACUCAACAGAUAUUUUGAUGAGAAGACAUUAAAGAUUAGAAUAUAAAAUAGUAUGAAUCUGUGUAUUUUUCAUUAUUCUGAUGUAAAAUCUACAUAUGUAAUUAUUCACUGGAAAGAUGUAUUUAAAUGUAAAUAAAAUGAGUGUUUGAAAAA